Messenger RNA from Symbiodinium natans, 1245 nucleotides. The record is from the annotation of a GenBank genome assembly. NCBI's taxonomy places the organism in Eukaryota, Dinophyceae, Suessiales, Symbiodiniaceae.
AUGGGGAAGCCACCCUCCAAGGGAAAAGGCCCUGGACGUGGCUACGCAUCGCAACCCGCUGAGGCGGAGACGGUCGAAGACGAGGAGUUCCUGGUGCGCUAUGCCAUGAGCAGGCGCAGCCUUGUGGCGACAGGGCCCUACGCACUGCAGACGCAGCGGGCGCCUGGCAGAGAGCCAAGCAUCUGCGCUGGGCAGUUCUCCUUCGACCCUGCGACGGGAGCUAUCUGCGACGAAGCCGCCCCCGGCAAGAAGCUCGGGCGCUUUGCGGCCCUGUCUUUGGAUGCGGAGGCGGACUUCGACCUGUCGAGGCCCCUCCUGGACGAUCGGCCCUGCAUCAGCAUCGUCAGCUCAGAGGUGAUGGCGGAGAUGCAGAAGCCCGAGAAUGCCCACGCCUUCUUCGUCCUCCCGUCUCAGUUCAACGGAGUGGAGUUUCCCUCACACUGUUCCGUUGUGGAGAGCAUCGAGGAGUACAAGUUUGACAACACAGGCGGUCCGGCUGCCCAGCUGGCUGCGCAUCCGGCCAUUGGCCAGUUUCUACUUGCCAACGCCGCGACGCAAGGUCGCCCGCAUGGGAUCAGCGCCGUGCGAAAGCUCCUGAGCCUGGCGAACGCCGCUAUGAUGGAGAAGGGCGUGACCAGCCAGAAGCAGAUGUUCGAUGUGAUCAAUGGCUACCUGAGACUGCCCGUGCCCAACAGCGACGAGGCCGCGGCUCACGCGCUGGAUGCCCUGCGCCUGGCGUUGCCGUCGCUGCGGCUGUUGGUGGCCUUUGAAGUCGCGGCCCUGGGCCUGGCACCCGGGAGGGCUGAGUUUUCCCACGCCGCGCACACUGUGAACCUCGUCUACGCCUCGGCGGUCCCCAUCAACGCUUAUGUCAACGGAAUCGGGGCGGUGCAGAAGAACUUUGGCGAUGCCCAGAUGCAGGAGUUCCAGAGCACCGUCGCCAAGCUCUUCCUGCUUGCUCAGUACUUCGGCUCACUGCGCGCGGCCGCGAGCUGGUCCCGUGAGUCUGGGAGCCGGGCGAAGGUCUUCCUCAUGCCGCUAGGUGGAGGCGUCUUCCGAAAUCCGUGGGAGUCCAUCGUGGAAAGCAUCGCCCGUGCUGUUGAUCUGCUUCCGAGUGCAGAUUUGGAAGUCCUGGAUAUCAACAUCCUCCUCCUUCACGGCUCCACGCGGGGCCAAAGCGACUCCACUUCGGCGCAAGAUCGCAUGCGGGAGCUGCUGGAGUACUACAAGAAGCUGAGAGCCUGA